AUGACACUAGAUGCGAAAUUGAGAUGGAAGGAGCAUGUCAAGAAAAAGAAGACUGAACUGGAACUGAAAGGUCAAGUGGAAAGACCAAUGAACCUUGGAUUAAAAUCAUCGUCAUCCUAUCAUCAACAUCAUCAAAUUAUAAUGAUUGCCCAACAUCAAAACGAACGUGCAGCUUUUGUUUCAAUUUUACUAUUUUGUGUCAUCGAAUUUGUAUCAUCAGGACAAACUGAAGUCAAUCAACAGAAAUUAGGAUUUAAUAAUAAUCACAAUAUACUUACAACUAUAAAUAAUCCUGAUAAUAAUAAACUUGCUGAAUAUUAUGAUGCAUUAGUUAAAAAUAAACUAGAUAAUUUGGCAGCAAAUUUAACAGAAAAUGAAUAUCGAGAGAUACAACGAAUUUUUAGUCAGUUUCCAAUUAAUAAUAAUGCAAAUUAUGGAAAUGAUGAUCUAAGACCAUGUACAUGUGGUGUAUUUUUAAGUAAUCAAAUAAGAAAAAAACAUGUAUUAGAUAAUGAUAGCCCAACUAUAACACAAGAGAUUGAUAAAAUAUUUCCAUGUACAAAAAUGGGUGCAAGAAAAUGUCAAAAUGAAUGUUUUCAAUUGUUGUUACAAUAUCUUCCACAAUCAGCAGAAAUCAUAUGCGCUUUAGUUGGUCAAGACAUUCAUAAGAUGAGAGCACAUUUAUUUGUACAAAACUGUGAUUCACAAUGGCAUAAUUCAAAUCUAUCAGCAGGUCGAGAAUAUUGUUGUAAAGGUGGUUUACCAUAUCAUUGUCCUUUAUUUUAA
Messenger RNA from Condylostylus longicornis, 786 nucleotides. RefSeq lists its product as uncharacterized. The record is from RefSeq and is a predicted model, not a curated record. Lineage: Eukaryota; Metazoa; Arthropoda; Insecta; Diptera; Dolichopodidae. The transcript has 4 exons. The coding region runs from base 1 to 786 and encodes 261 amino acids.